AUGGCUUCUGUUACAUUUGUUGUUGCUGAUGUCGAUAUCUGUACGCAGAAACAUAUUGAAACUACUAAAUUAUAUCAAGCAGAUUUAGAUCGAUGGGGAGAGAAAGAUCAAACAUUAUUACUUGAAAAUUUUCAAACAAAUUAUCCAUUAGGUUUUGAUCUUAAUGGAAGUAAUCAUCGAAUUAGUAAUGCUUUUGUUGCUACUGUAUACAAAGCAUAUUGUGAACAUUAUCCACUUGAAAUAAGUGUAGAAGAUAUUUGGGUUGCUAUUGAACAAGGUAUUAGUAUUCAUCUAAAUGAAAAUGCUGAAAAAUAUCGAGAAUUAAUGGUAACACAUGAAGGAAAAAAGACAUUGGAACUGUUCGUAGAUAGUCUUCGAAUACUAGAUUCUGAUCGACCGAAAGAAGGAAAUAAAUCUGUACCUGCUAUUGAUUGGUCAGCUGCUAUUCGACAAAUGGGAGAAUUAAUUAAAAAAGAUAUGAAAACAGAUUUAAGUACAAUAUUAACUACUCCUUUCUCUAAUACAACAUCAGUUGAACAAGCUGUUUUUGAUUGUACAUUAAUGGAUAGUGUAAAAUCUUAUUAUAAUCAUCGAUUUAGUUUACGUUGUGGUAUUCCACAAGUAACAUUACGUGGUUCGCCAGAUGAUUUUCAACAGGUUAUUGAUCGAAUUAAUCAACUUCGAAUGAUUUUUACUGAUUUUCAUUGGUGGUUAGAUACACUUUUACCUCAUUUGAAAGAAUUAAAAGCAAGUGCUGAAGGAAAACAUGAUAUCGAUUGGUGGCAUAAAAUUUGUCAUAAAUUAGGAGGUGGAUCUGGUGUUAGUUUAUUAUCUGGAUGGCUUGCUGAUUUUAUACCAUACACAUUGGAUGGAAAAGGUCAUUACCGCAAAGCUCGAUGCGAUCGUCACCAUUAUCGUGAAGGUGUAAUCAAUGGUAUUGAAUUUUGUGAUUUUUACGAAAGUGUAACUCAAACAGAUUUUAUUUUGGAUGAUAAUGGACAUGAAACGAAAAUGAAAUUCAUUGCUGGAUUUUUAGGUAUUGGUCAAAAUUCUAAAACAGGUGCACUUCGUCCAUGUCUUGGAUGGAUUUCAGCAUUACCAAUAGAAAAACAAUUUAAUGAUUCCUAA
Adineta steineri is the source of this 1128-nucleotide messenger RNA. Lineage: Eukaryota; Metazoa; Rotifera; Eurotatoria; Adinetida; Adinetidae. The record is from the annotation of a GenBank genome assembly.